AUGGCAAGUAAAAGUGAUACAUCGCCAUCAUCAAGCGAAGAAAGUAAAAAAUUAAUGCCAAGAUCGCGAGCAGCCAUAGAUCUUCGUAGAUUCAGUAAUGAAGAUCUUAACAAUCUAAUGAGCUCAUAUAAGACAUCUGCGGAAAUCUCCACACCGAAUUCAUCGAAGAAAUCUAGUAUAAGACGAGCUGUUAGUGCAGCAGAAAGGUACAAAGGCUUAAAACCUUCUAUUCCAGAAUCUCGUUCAAGAGAUACCAGCGAUAUUGAGAAUGAUAAAUCUACAACUUCUCCUAUCAAUCCCCAUCAUAAAGAUUAUCGUUCAAAAUUCAAUACCAAUAAACAAUUAUUCCUUCAACUGGAAGCAAAUGCACCCGGUAAUUCACCGUCAGAAAAUCCUACACCUAUCAUGAAUAGUCCUAAAUUUCGACCCAUUGAUUUUGGUACUAAAAUACCACCACAAAAAGUCAAUCCUUAUCGUAUUCGAUCCCCAAAUAAAAGAUCAGGCAUCCAUUCCGUUCCAACGUCUUCAUGUUCGUCGCCAACAAACGAAAACGUGCCCUUAAAUUCUACAAAUAUCGGCAGAUCAACGGAAAAUUUAUCAUAUUCGUCUUCAUUUGAGCAUAAUGGCUUUUCAUCAUUUAAAAAACCUUUAUUGAAAAAGCAAUCGAGUAUGGACAGUGGUUAUUCUCAUACAGAAAAUCGGAAUAUUCAUCAUCAAUCACUAGUACCUCAGAAACCACAAAACCAUAAGAGAAGUGUAAAAAUCACGACUAGGAAAGUUGUUAAAACGACUGAGAAUCCUAAAUCGAAAGAAGUUUCACAAAAAGCUCCAAUUCCAAUAGAAGAUACACGCAGUGUUAAUAUGCAAUCCAGUACCGACCAUGCAUCUACAUCUUCUGUUGAAUCCUAUUCCAAAUUUAAUCGGAUUAAACCCUCAGAAGGUGAAGAAAAAAGUAAAGGAAGUAAGCCAAUGUAUAAGGCGAACCCAGAUUCUGAUUGCAUCGACAAAGAAUCUAGCUUAGGCAGGAAAGGAAGUAGAAUUGCUAUUAGGAAUACAGCGAAAAUUUCAUCUGAUCAAGAUGUCGAUAUAGAUGAUGAAAAUACGCUUAAAUCAAAUAACAGCGAAAGUAACUCUAUGAAAUCAUUACAACCCAAGCGUAGCAAACCUCCUAGAUCUUUGCAUACUCCACCAAGCCAGCGUAGGUUGCAAGAAUUUAAAAAUCAUUCGCAAAACAGGUCUACCUACGGUUUAACUAACAUUAAAAGUCCUACUGAUAGAAAGAUCGAUAAAUUAGUACCGGCAAAAUAUUCAAAUCCUGACGAUACGCUAAUCAAGGAUGACUCUGAUUUCUCCAUCAAGGAGCAGGCUGAAGAUUAUUCAGCAUCAUCUAAUGAAUUUCAAGGCAAGCCAGCACUUGAUGAGAAAUUUAGCAAAUCGAUGGAAAUGAUGAAUAUCGCCAAAGCUGCUAGCAUACAACAAUUCAGAAACGCCAGCGAUUCCGAUAGCGAAAUUUUCGAAGAAAACAAAGGCGACAAAAUAUUACCAUGGCAAGAUAUUAAUUACAAAGAAAACAUUGAUACUCAAUCCGGUAAGAAGCCAAAAUUUGGAUCAUUAAAACGACUGCAAGGUGAUAGCGAAGUUUUCGAAGAAAAUAAAGGCGACAAAAUAUUACCAUGGCAAGAUAUUAAUUAUAAAGAAAACAUUGAUACUCAAUCCGGUAAAAAGCCAAAAUUUGGAUCAUUAAAACGACUGCAACGUGAUAACCCGAAACAGAAUGAAACAAAUUCUGAUGGUCAACCCGCCAUUGUUGUUUCAGAAAGUGCAGCCUCGAAAGCAAAAGAAAGUGACAACGUAGAUAUAGCUAGCGAGGAUGAAAUUGAUAUGUUUGAAUAUCAAUUUUCACUAAAUCAACCGUCAGUAUUUAGCGAUUCAGAGGGUUACGAUAUCCAAGCUGUUGAUAGGCAAAGAAUUAACAGUUCAUCAGAAGCUAUAGAUGCUUUCAUCGAACAAUAUAAAAGUCCAGGCGAUACUUCAAGUAAGCAAUCGCCGACAGAAUCAAGAGAAAAAUCGGAUCGAAUUGAUAAUAUUGAACAACAGCUAAAAAGUCUUACGCUUAUGCUAACUCAGAAGAACCAAGAAACUGUAAGAGAAUUCCAAGCCAAAGAGACAGAAUUGAAUACAGAAAUGAACCAGUUCAAAGACAAAAUUCAAGUUAUCGCGACUAAUAUCCUUAAGGACGUAACGAAGUUGCGAGAGGAAUACACUAGCCUUCGUCAGCAACAAGAAAUACAGCAGCAACUCUUCGAUAUAACGUUAGCUAAUACGAUUAAAUCAAUCCGAACAGCGACAUCUGUGAUGACAAGAGGGCAAGAUAUUGUCCGAGAUGAAAGAUUAGCUGCCGAUAAAACUAAACUUAACUACCAAAAGCAAUCUAACCAACUCACUAAAGAAGUAGAAUUGUUAUCUAGAGCGAUUGCUGUGUUGGAGUACGAUGCCCGUAAGCGCUUUUGUAGAAUCGACAGCUCAGUUAUUAAGGCAUUAAAGUUGGCUAUUAUCGAAAUUAAUUCUUCUAUUACCAGUUUAGCACAAGAAGAAUUCCCUAAAAUCAAAUCAGAAUUAAAGGAGGUAUUAAUUAAAGAGCAGAAGUUAGUUGUGAUGGAUGAAAAAUUUAUUCUAUCAGAGCCAGAGCGAUUAGAAUCAGCCUUAGAUCAGUGUCGACGUUUAAUGUCUUAUAUGAAUAGUUUAGUAGCAUCCGUUAAACUUAAUGCUAAGAAGCAACGCAGUGGAAAUCGCGCUAGCAACAUAGCAGAUUAUAUUAAUUUACUGGCAUUGCAACGGCAAGCACAAGAUGACUAUGAAGCUAAUGAAGCAAAAUCAGUUCUACAAGCUAAUAUCGAAAUUGCUAGUGCUUUCAAUCAUGAAAAGCGUUUGUCGUCCAUAGAGAGGGCUAUGGAAGUUCGAGCUUUCAUAAAUGAAUUAAGAAUAAGAUAUGAAAAUAAACACGAUGAUGACGAUGGCCUAUCUGGUGUUAGUUCGAAUGAAUCGGAUAGUUACCAGCAUGAAUCCCAUAAUGAAGAUAUAACAAACUCAGUUAUUGAUUCUAGUCUAGCGACUGAGCCAACAAUUCAUGAUUCUAAUUUAUCCAUAUCAAAAUUGGAAAAUUUAUCAACUGUAGAUUCGAUUCCAUCAACAACAAGCAUUUAUGGCCGAGAUAUUGGUGCUUCGUUUACAACGACACCACCGCCACCGGUAUGGCAAGAAGUAGAUGAAAAUGUAGAAACUAAUCAGGAUAAAAAUACCACAACUGAAUCAGGAAAGAAGAGAGGUGCUAUAUUUAAUAAACUCACUGGAUUUCUAUAUCGUGGGAAGAACGAGUCCCCACAACCCAAAUCGAGACCAUCAUCUAUUAUUAGUACAAACGAAUCGGAAAAUGGAGAUAUCCAAUCAUCUCAAACCAUGUCAAAGAGCCCAUCAGCUCAGCGUCGAUUAGAUGCUUACAAAACUGAACCAGUAGAAUCACCAGGAACAAAUCCAUUGAAGCACUACCAAGGCCAAGGUAGUUUAACCAGUGAUCAGAUCAUACAAGAAUUAUCAUUGCGACACAAUAUUGACAUUGCAUCUAUGCAAAAUAAGGAUAAAAAUACGACAAAUUUUGUAAAUUAUAGCGAUAAUUUAACAAGUUCAGGAUUUCAACCAAAGAGGCAAUCAUCGGAAAUUCCGUCAACUUUUCAUAACGAAAAUUUAACGGACACAUCAUUAUCAAAAUCCGCAUUAACGGUAUCAGCAUCGGAACUUCCACCUGCUAAUAUUAAUUUAGCUACAAAGAAAGAUAGAAGUUCCUUAUCGUUACCGUUAUCGAAAGCUAAUGAUAUAAAUGCUAUACGUAGGGAUCAGUUUCUUUCAGCAGCUGAUUCUAAUCCUAAUGAAGCUAAAUCUAAUGGCAAAUACGACAGUGUUUUAGCAGCUAAUGGUUCCAACGCUGUUAGUAAGAAAGAUGUCCUUGCAUCCAAAUCUGUUAAUGCAAGCCCAACAGACAGCCAAAACAUUAUAGCUUCAUCAAAUCCUAAUAAAACUAAUUUACUGGAUAGCAAAGAUAGUAUUAUGUUGUCUAAGCCUACGCUAUCAAUAUCCUCAUCGAAAUCAAUGGAUUUAAAUCUAAUAAACCCUCAUAACGAAAUCGAUGGGAAAGAAAUAACAGCUGCUGAGGCUAAGAGACGGAAAAGCCAUACUGUAGUGACAUAUGAUUCUGAUCAGGUCUCAUUCUUAUAA
Messenger RNA from Trichoplax adhaerens, 4269 nucleotides. RefSeq lists its product as uncharacterized. The coding region runs from base 1 to 4269 and encodes 1422 amino acids. The record is from RefSeq and is a predicted model, not a curated record. The transcript is spliced from 7 exons. Lineage: Eukaryota; Metazoa; Placozoa; Uniplacotomia; Trichoplacea; Trichoplacidae. Gene Ontology annotation, cellular component: cytoplasm.